GUACACUUUGUUAAUACACACUUUGUUCCCACAUCAUCACCUAAAAUAAGGGACAAAAUUAAAGGUGCAAUAAUUGCUUCAUAAUUAACUAUUAGUGGUUGGUACCGUGUCUAACAUUAUGGCAUGUUACCAACUCCUAGAACUCAAUGUCAUAUCGGCACAAGAUUUGGCUUCGGUGGGUCGCUCCAUGCGAACAUAUGCUGUCGCAUGGAUUGACCCAGACCGUAAGCUUUCCACACAGGUUGAUUCAGAAGGUGGUAGGGACCCGGCGUGGAAUGACAAGUUUGUCUUUCGGGUUGAUGAGGAAUUCUUAUAUGAUGAAAAUUCGACCAUAACAAUUGACAUAUACGCCGUUCAUUGGUUCAAAGACAUCCAUGUGGGUACGGCGCACAUCCUUUCCGAGGACAUCAUUCCACCAUCUCAACCUUCCAAUAACAAUAACUAUAAACCUUCUGGCAUGCACUUUGUCGGGCUCCAAGUCCUACGACCCUCAGGUCGUCCGAAAGGGAUUUUAAACGUUGGUUUGGCAGUUAUCGAUGGUUCUAUGCGAAGUAUGCCUCUUUAUACAAACAAUAACACUCCAUCUGUUGAAUAUCAUCAUAAUAAUGAUCACGAAAAUGAGGUAAGUCAUCAAGCCAUGCCAGAGCUUCGACGCUCGAAGAGUGAUACCAGCUCAAUGAUUGGCUCAGAAAUUGUGGAGCAUGAGAAACGACUCAAGACUAGAAAGGGAAGAGCAAGUUCCCAAGUUAGCCCUUCCGAAGUUAGCACAAACAGCAAGAAAAAGUCUAGCUCUAUUUUAAGUGGCUCUAUUUUUAGUGGCUCAAAAGUGAAGUCUAAGACAAGCUCGAAAAAGGGUAAAUCCGGAAAAACAAAGAAAAAAUAUUCAAAUGAGGUUAAUGCACAACCUAAAGUUAGUUAUGAUUACGAAGUUGGAUCCUCGCAAGAACCUCAAUUUCAAGACUCUCCGGCUUAUAGUACACCUAAAGUUAGUUAUGAUUACGAAGUUAAAUCCUCGCCAAAACCCCAGUUCCUAAACACUCCGGCUUAUAGUAAAGCUGGUGCACGAGCUACUUCAUUACAUGCAUUGGCCAUAAAUAACGCAGUGGCGAAUGCAAAUAUGGAGUACAGCACUCCAUACAGAACAAACAUGGGUCACCAUCGUCCUAUGAUGACGAACUCUGAAUUGGGUCCGUCAGCAUCAGAGGUGGCGGCGGCCGUUGCAAUGCAGCCUGUGAUGGAUGAGGAAGUGAACUCUACAAUGACAGGUUGGAGCUUGGAUGACACCAUUGAAGAAUUGGCACCUAAAAUUGAGAGAUGGCGGACAGAUUUGCCACCGGUGUAUGACAGCGGAGAGAUGUCAAGUAUGCCAAGUAUGCCAUUAUCAAGCAAAAAGAAAGGGAAGCGUUCACAUAGGCGAACAAUUGAUGACGAUGAUGGUGGCAAAAAUGGAAAAUUUUCUUGCUUUAGUGUUAUUUGUGGCGUUGAAUGCUCCAUUGUCUGCGGCGGCGACAAGAAAAAUAGGCUUCGCCGGACUGAAUCGAUGGACAAUGAAAGCUAUAUAUGAGAAAAUGGUGUGAAUUAGGUUAUGCAUGCCCUUAAAAACUUAUUUUCUUUUUUUCAAUGUUACUUUAUUUCCAAUAAAUUUCAUAUUCCCUUUCAAAUAUAAGUUUUGAUCAUGGCCUAAGAUUACGCUCUUACAGAUUAUGUAUGUUAUUACUUUGAUGAUGAAUACUACUACAAUUUUUAUAUUUAAAGAUACAGUUAAUAAUAUCAACCAUCUAAUGAAAAAA
This is a messenger RNA of Trifolium pratense (red clover), 1790 nucleotides long. RefSeq lists its product as uncharacterized. The record is from RefSeq and is a predicted model, not a curated record. The transcript is spliced from 2 exons. Gene Ontology annotation, biological process: defense response. NCBI's taxonomy places the organism in Eukaryota, Viridiplantae, Streptophyta, Magnoliopsida, Fabales, Fabaceae. The coding region runs from base 119 to 1564 and encodes 481 amino acids.